Messenger RNA from Pseudogymnoascus destructans, 2224 nucleotides. RefSeq lists its product as uncharacterized. The transcript is spliced from 3 exons. Gene Ontology annotation, cellular component: membrane. Bases 172 to 1944 code for a protein of 590 amino acids. Lineage: Eukaryota; Fungi; Ascomycota; Leotiomycetes; Thelebolales; Thelebolaceae. Gene Ontology annotation, biological process: metal ion transport; transmembrane transport. The record is from RefSeq and is a predicted model, not a curated record. Gene Ontology annotation, molecular function: cobalt ion binding; cobalt ion transmembrane transporter activity; magnesium ion binding.
CUGCUACACUCGCGAGUGUAGCAGCUGCUGAAGUGGCCUAGUGUGCAGUAAGUUGUGCCAGCCUCUACCUUAAUCAUCCUUUUGUCUAACACCGCUGCUCAAACCGUCAGCGCGUUGACAUUUAUACUACUAGCUAUGCUAUAGUAUGCUAGUAGCGGUACAUGAUAGAACAUGGAGCGCAGAAAGUCCGCACUUACACCCGAAAAUUACACCCGAGCAAUCAUCUCGCUCUCCAGAAGAUAUUCGAGCACCUCUGCCUUCCCGGGAAACAAUUAUGUCGACAUUGGAGACUGGCUGCUACAAGACCGUAGUCUUCUCAACGCAACGAAAACGGAAGAAGAUGCCACCCUUUUCGCUUCCAGGUCCGAACAGCCUCACGAUCUAGUUGUGGUAUACAACAGCGGGGAGAGGAAGUGGGAUGUGCAACAAUAUAGUCAAGAGCAACAUGAAGCCUUCUUCGCUGCCACCUCUGUUCCAGCGGCAGGCUUGGGGCAAUUAGUCUUCAUUCGAGGUUUUAUUUCACCAUCGUGGGUGUCGGUCAUCGGGAGCAAAUACAACAUCGAUCCGGAAUUCUUCAGGCGACACAUGGAUUUUCUUUCCGCGAGCGUUGAUAGACAUGCAUACAGCUCCCCAUCACUUGGUAGUUCCUCAAAUAACAUAUUUCGACUUUGUGUGAGCACUCUUCUUCAUCGCGAUGAUUUUGGCGGACAGGAUCUCCCGUCACAGCGGUCAGAUCAAUCCAUUGAGCUCGGAACAUACAAGAUACAACAGCUUGGAUCUGCUAGAGUCUGCUGCGGAGACUCGCUGGUGCGCGAGUAUUCCACUGUGUGCUCGUGCUUCUCUGUGAUGGAACAAUGGAUCUCACUUUGUAUCACGAAAACAGAUAAAGGAUGGGCUGUCAUUGCCUGGAUGGACCAAGGUCGACCGUUGGAAAAGUCUCCCCCGGGCCCAUGGACAAGUCACGUCGAAACCAAGGCUACACCACUACCUAUCCUCCAACAUCAUCACAAAAUGGCAUUUCGAACCACCACCAAUCGUCUAGAUCCAGAUGCGAAUGCUUCUGCAGAAGUUCACCAAAGCACGGCCAUCCUUCCCUUGCAGUACGAUUCAUUGAUCGCACUUGUCGGCCUGGCCCGUCGCGCGCCGCAAGAUCCGCUUUCCAUGUGCAUCCCCUUGUAUGCGCAUGCGGCUUUCUCCGAAGUCCAGUUCUUGAAUCUUAUGGAGUCCAGAAUUCAAAUCCAGAUAAACACCAUAGCCGAAGGAUUUCCAGCUGACGCGCUAGGAACUUUUCAAUACUUCUCCAACAUUCUCAACCGACAUGCCCAGCAGCUGAAAGAUAGUACCCGUGCACUCUGCAAGUUGGCCGAGCGAAGUAGUCAAGGAUUGAAUGGAGGCAAAGCGGAAAGCCCGAUGCCGAAAAGUGCUGUGCGGCCGGGUCUCGGCAGGGGCAUGGGCACACGUCGGCACAGCUCAGAGACCGAGACGGACAGAAACGUUGGAUCCAGUAGUUCCGACGGUGCCUUUGAAACAAACGACCUCUUGGAAGACUAUGAACAACUCCAUGUUCGUUGCAUCGACUUGUCAAAAAUGUGCACUCAGGGCAUAACUCUGGCGAUGAACAAAGCCACGAUCGAGGAAUCGCGCAAAACCAUAGAGCAGUCUAAGCGACUCAAAAAGUUGACUGUGCUUGCGACGCUCUUUAUUCCUCUUAGCUUCAGCUCCAGCCUGUUUGGAAUGAACAUUGAUCUCCUUGGGCAGAGCACGGUGAGAUUUUGGUGGUUUUUUGUCUUAUGUGUUCCGAUCACUCUGUUUGCCUACAUUCUUUAUCUUUGGGACUUUCGGGUUCUGAAACGGUGGUGGCUGAGGUUCUGGAGAGGAUGUCGCGAUGUUAGGCGAGGAAUGACGGGUGGAAGGAGCGAGAAAGAUCCGAGUUAUAUUGUGUGAUUUCAUUGUUUCAAUGUUUGUAAUAGCACCGUUAAUACCAACACCAAUAGUAUGACAACAUCUGUGUAGUACCCUUGGGACUGCCGGGUGCAUUGCACCUUCGAGCGUAGAGCCAACGUUCUCUUUGACUGGAGGUGCAACACAACCCCCACAUCAGUGGCGUCAGUAAGGUAACACGUAACUAUAAAUAUCACGACAUUUGUUGGGCCUUAGUAUACCGUGGCCUAUACCGUGCCGUAUUUAUUUGAAGAUAUAUUAUUACGGCCAGGUUAUGCCACCG